Molecule: messenger RNA, 4409 nt
Organism: Hevea brasiliensis (rubber tree)
Lineage: Eukaryota; Viridiplantae; Streptophyta; Magnoliopsida; Malpighiales; Euphorbiaceae
Product: protein PUTATIVE RECOMBINATION INITIATION DEFECT 1
Exons: 9
Coding region: 122-4105 (1327 amino acids)
Biological process (GO): meiotic DNA double-strand break formation
Source: RefSeq, a predicted model, not a curated record
UAAGCGAGAGCGUCUUAUGAAAAUGGGUUUCACAGUCUAAAAGUGCAUCCAUCACUGUCGCGCUCACAUUUGAAAUCAAACCACCGAAACCCAUAUCCCCGUCUGUCUCCCUCUCUCUGCCAUGUUGUUUGCAGACUUGCAAGACCCCGACCUUGAUUUUGAGGACCUGAUCGAGGAAGAAUCAGCUUCACGGCUUCAGUCCACCACCAAUCCUUUGCUUACCCUCCAAACUUCUCAUCAAUGCUCCAAAGGCCACAGAUCCACACUCUCUCUUCCCACCCAACAAGGCGGCUUUAUCUGCCUCCUCUGCCUUUCCAAUCUCAUCACCACUGCACGCGCGCCUACCUUCCAUGUCUCCUAUGCCCUUUCCCAGCUUUCUCUCUCGCUCUCCCACCCUCCCUUCCUUCACGCUCUUCUCUCUUUUCAUCCUCACUUCCUCCUCUCUCCUCUCGUCUCUGCUCUCUCCUUGUUUGAUGACGACUCCAUCGCUCGCCAGCUCAUUGAUCUUAUCACUGAUCUCUGCGGGUCCUGUGAUGGCUCCCUAUGUGAUGAGUUUCUUAUGAGAGUAGCCGAUCACAUCUCCUCCGGCACCUUGGUGUGGAGUCGGCGGCAGGUGUAUGUGCUCCACUGUUUUGGUGUUCUCUUGAACUGUUAUACGAAUAAUCCUUAUGCUCACAUUAAAGACAAAGAUGCCCUUUUAUCCAAUCUUGUCACAGGUCUUCAGUUGCCAAGUGAAGAAAUACGGGGAGAGAUCUUGUUUGUUCUAUACAAACUAUCCCUUUGCCAAUCUGCAUAUAAGGAUAUUGAUGGAGUUGACUCUCUUCUUGCCUUCUGUCCUAAGCUAUUGCAUCUGUCACUGGAGGCCCUUGUGAAGACCCAGGAUGAUACUGUCCGAUUGAAUUGUGUAGCAUUUUUGACAAUCCUCGCUCAGAAGGGCUAUUUCGAGAAUGCAUAUGCAAAUGACAUACGUAGCAUGAGUUCUGAUGAAGCUGAUAACUUCAUGCAAACGACAGAACGUGGAGUAGAUGAUCCUCCUCUUAAUCUCUUAUUUGCUGAGGCCAUUAAAGGCCCACUUCUUUCAUCAGAUAGGCAAAUCCAAGUCAGCACACUAGAUCUAAUCUUUCACUAUUUGUCAAGGGAAGGGGCUCCAGGCAAACAGAUUCAACUUUUGGUUGAAGAAAACAUUGUGGACUACGUGUUUGAAAUACUAAGAUUGUCAGAAGGUAAGGACCCAGUUGUCAACUCUUGCAUUCUGGUUCUUGAUCUUUUAUCAAUAGCUGAAAAAGGCUUCACAGAAAGACUACUUGUUGGAUUCCCAAUUCUUAUUCCAAUUCUGCGAUUCGUAUCUGAAGUUCCUUUUCAUCCUGUUCAAAUUCAAACAAUGAAACUUAUAUGGAAUGGCAUUUCUGAUUUUCCUGGAAUCAUAUCAACUUCCCAUAUUGAUGAACUAGUUCAUGUUUUGGCAAGGAUGUUGAAGAGGCAUACUGAUGGGGAGAUGGGCAUGUCUUCAGACACAUUUGUAAUGGUCUGCUCAAUUUUUGUAGCUCUUUUACAAUCUCCAUCUUUCUGUAGAACUUUGGAUCUGAUAACAUCAGUUGAAGAAGCAAUAAGUCAUGCCAUUUUAACUUCUCUAAAUAUCUCCAAAAAAGAUCCCAAUCAACUUUUGUACUCUUUGUACUUGCUUAAAGAGGCAUAUCGACAUGGUCAUGAAGAAAUGUCCACUAACAACUCUAGUAUCACAGGUUUACUAAAUUGUAUUGUGGAUAUAUGCACAUCACAUAUCUUGCCUUGGUUUGUGAUGGCCAUUGACGAAGUGGAUGAGGAAAUUAUCCUGGGUAUAUUGGAAACUUUUCAUUUUAUACUGCUUCAGGAUUCUGACAUCCAAGCCAUAAAAUUUGCAAACAGAUUGGUUAAAUCGUCUUGGUUCAGUUUGGCAUUUGGAUAUCUAGGGGCAUUCGCUACGGAAAAAAUGAAAUUAAGAGUAUAUAUGAUGCUCAGUUCAAUUGUGGAUGUUCUUCUGGGAAAUGAUACUGGAGAACCCAUUAGAGAUGCUGCUCCAAAUCUUCCAACUGACCCUAUUGAUCUGUUAUUUCUGCUUGGACAGAAGUCCUCCCAAAAUCCAUCAUUAUCAACUUGUCAAUCUGCAGUUUUGUUGAUUUUACAUGCAAGUUCUUUAUAUGAUGACAGGCUUGCAGAUGAGAAGUCCAUAUUGGCUUCUCUUGAACAAUAUAUUCUUGUCAACAGUAAUGAUGCCACCAAUACAGUAACAAUGAUGCAACUGGUAAACCUUUAUGGUCUGUAUCGCAGUGUCACCAAAAUGAACCACCGAAUCCCCUACAGUCUAGAAGCUGAGAGGAUCCUGUUUCAUCUAGUGACUGAAAAUGAAUGGGAUUUGCCUUCUUCAAGAAUUCACUUUGUAUCACUGAAAUGGCUGUUUCAACAAGAGAAACUCUGCUACACAUUGUCUUACCAAAUACUAAAAUUUUGCAGAAGCAAUGGCUCAAAUGGGACCCAGAUUGUUGUUCAUGGGGAAAGUGGUCACAUUAUAAAUAUGGAAGUAAUUGCAGAGUUGGCAACAUCUGAAGAUAACUACGCAGCAAGACUUUUGGUAUGCUUACUGAUGCAGCUGGCAGAGGAAGAAAACCAGGAGGGUGACUUUGUGUCAAUAGUAAAUCUCUUAGCAACAAUCAUCAGCAUCUCUCCAGCUGCAUCAGACCAAUUAUGUUUGAACGGCAUAGGCAAUGCAAUCCGAAAUAUCUAUUACAAUCCUAAUCAUUUUUCUUCUCCAGAAACAUUCAUGGCAACCUCCCUUUUAGUGUUCAAUGUUCUACAUUCAGUGCCCGCCAAAGCAUUGAGUGACGAUGAAGCUUGGCUUGCAGUGACAAUGAAGUUGAUGGACUAUGUCAUCUACACAAAGGCUGCAAAAAGCUGGUCUACUGAAUCUUUACGAUUAAUUGCCAUUUUUUCCUUGAUUUUGCACCAAUCCACCAGCAAAGUCUUGUUAGGAGCUGCAAAAGCCAUAAUUUUCAAUGCUUCUCUGGCGUCUGUGAUAAACAACGUGAUUCAUGAGGCCUGUUCAAAGGGACCUGCUUUGUUUGAUUGCAAUGAGGGAACAAGCAUUGCUGAAACUCUGAUUUUCGUGCUUUUACUGAACUUUUUCUCUUUAAGAUGUUUGCAUGUCGUUCUCGAUGGGGCUGUGGAUUGGCAAAAUUUACUUGAUCUAUCAAACGGGAUGCAGCCGCUUUCAAUGGUUAGCAUCUACUGCCAUGACUUGUGUAGGCUGUUGCAUUUUGGGUCUCCUCCGGUCAAGCUUGUUGCAUCGUAUUGCUUGUUAGAGUUCAUUAAAAGACUAUCAGAGCAGAGAAACAGAAAAAAAGAGGAACUAAAAUGCUCCAUGGGUUACCUAAUGUCCAUGGUGACUAUAUUAGAAGGCCUGAUAUUUUACAGUGACAUCAGGGUAUCUAUAAACUGCAGCCAAUGCCUAUCAAUGAUUUUGGGAUGGGAAAAGCUGGACAUGAAGGAGACAAUAGUCACUGCAGAUAAUACCUGGUGCAGGCUGAUUGUAGAAGAGAUGGCAAUGUCUUUGGCGGUUCCAUGUUUACCUUCCAAAUCUUUCACUAAUUAUCACAAGCCUGCUGUUCAUGCAGCAGUUGCAUUGCUAAAGCUACAAAAAUCUCCUCAGUGGAUGAGCACUGUGUUUGACGAUCCCUGCAUUUCUGGUAUAAUUAAAAACCUUAUGGCCAGUAAUAUUAGCACUGAGAUGGUGCUUUUAUUUCAACAGCUGGUAAGCUCGGAGUUCUUAAAGGCUGAUCAAAUUGCUUCUCUAAAUAGGUUACUUCAGGAAUGCAGGAAACAUAUCUACACUGAAGAUGCUCAAAAUGACCGCACAGAUGAUCAAAUAGAGAUGAGGGUAACAGUUACAUAUGAUUUGGGGGAAGUUUGUGCAUGUCUCAUUCAUUUGAUGUCAUCCGAGGCACCUCUAGAAGCAGAUUCUGUGGGUUUACAAACUGAGAAAAAGAGAUUGCUAGAAGAAAUAGAAAUGUUCUUCAGGACUUUGACAGUACAGGAUGACAACCAAGGAAAUUCAUCCAUGAAUAGUGGUUGAAGUAAAUUUCUAGUUUUCUAACCUGAGUUAACAAUAUCAACAAGUGUCCCCUCAAAAAAAAAAAAAAAAAAAUCUACAAGUGAAGUACACAGAGGCCUUAUGAUACUUGUACCAUGCUCUAGACAAAACAAAGGAAAACAUUCAGUAUACUCGCUUAAACAGGUUCCUUCGUUUUGUCCUGCAAAUUGCUAGCAGUUCUGAAAACAUGAAUGUAACACAAUUGUGCAGUUUUUGCAUGUGAACAAUUCCAUGCUUCAAACGCUUGAAAAAUUAAAAUCGAGAUUUGGAGAUUUUUUUUAGAAAA